Messenger RNA from Seminavis robusta, 648 nucleotides. NCBI's taxonomy places the organism in Eukaryota, Bacillariophyta, Bacillariophyceae, Naviculales, Naviculaceae. The record is from the annotation of a GenBank genome assembly.
AUGAGAGCGCCUACAUCUCGUCGUCAAGCAGCUGUUGUUGCAAGAUUACUAAGCAGUUUGCUGUUUUUGUGGCUGCCAUUGAGUAGUUUCGCCCUCAAACCUCCCCAGAUCACCAUUGGCACCUCCACGACCACUCCUCCGCUCCUUGACGUCCCCACGUAUUCCAUGGCCACCUGCAAUGCCGAUGAUGGCAAGACCACCAAUAUGCAAAUAUUGACGUACGCGACACCCGUAUGCAUCCGACCCGAACGAGUGUGGUCCUUGGGUUUGUACAAAGAGACACUUUCGUACGAAAACUUUUGUCGAACACGAUCCUGCGUUCUACAGCUCUUGACGGAACAACACGCUCCCUUGGUCAAACUGUUGGGUGGUUCGUCGGGGAAAAAUGUCGAUAAGCAGAGCGAAUGUGAAAAACUGGGUUUUGUUUGGGGAAAACUUGCGGGUGAUGGCAGUGGUCCGAUGGUUCUACCGGGUUGCGCAUUUUAUUUGAAACUGACAGCCGUGGGAGAAAUUGUUGACUGUGGGGGGCACUGUGCCGUGCUUUGCAAAGUGGAGGAGAUGUUGACGGACAGUGACGAGGGAUAUCUCUCCACAGCGCGACUGCGAGAACUCGGCAUUAUCACUGAACAGGGCCGAGUUGCAGAGUAG